AUGACGACCACGACUCGGACGAUAUGGCGCGUCAACAAGACGGGCGCGCUGUCGGGGCUGGAGAGGGUGGACGGCGACGAGCUGGCGCCGCCGGGCCCCGGCGAGAUCCGCGUCAAGGUGAAGGCCAUAGGACUCAACUUCGCCGACGUCUUCAGCGUCCUCGGGCUCUACGGCGCCACCCCCGACUGUCCCUUCGUCCCCGGGCUCGAGUGCUGCGGGAUCGUCGAGGCCAUCGGCGAGUCCGAUCCGAGCUUACCCGAGGGAGCCGUCGUCCCGACGGUGGCGGUCGGCGACAGCGUCAUGGUGGUGACGCGAUUCGGCGCGUACGCCAGCGCGGUCAACGCGCCUUUGCACCAGUGCCGACCCCUCCCGAGCGGGUGGACCCACGAGCAGGGCGCCGCGUUCCUCGUCCAGGGCCUCACCGCGUUCUACGCCCUGAGGGCGCUGGGGGAUGUGAAAAAGGGGCAGACGGUGUUGGUCCACUCCGCCGCGGGCGGGUGCGGGCUCUUCGGCCUCGGGAUAUGCAACGCGCUGGGUGCCACGCCCAUCGCGACGGUGGGCUCGCAGACGAAGGUGACCGCGGUGCUGGAAAGGUUUCCAGACAUGGACCCGGACACCAUAAUCGUCCGCGACAGGAGACGCUUUCGCGAACAAGUCGCCGCCGCCGCCGCCGCCGCGGGAUCGGAACGAGGCACGUGCGACGUCGUGAUGGACGCGGUGAUGGGGGACUUCUUCGAGGGCGGGUGGGCGAAUUUGGCGAGGGGCGGGAGGUACGUGGUCUACGGCGCCGCGGACCUCACCCCCGCGGGCGACCUCGCGUGGUUCAACGUCCUCGGAUGGGUCAAGUUGGGAUGGAAGUACCUUUGGCGCCCGCGGGUGGACCCGACGAACCUGCCGGGCGAGAACAAGAGCGUCAUGGGGUUUAACCUCAUCUGGAUGUUCGAUAAGAUCGUGGAGCUCGGGGGGUUGCUGACGGACCUGGACGCGCUGCGUUUGCCGGCUCCCAAGGUUGGCGAGUCGUUCGACUUCGACCGGCUGCCGGAUGCGAUCAGGACGUUCCAAUCGGGCGGGACGUCGGGCAAGGUUGUGGUGACGCUUCCGGAGGAUUAG
This is a messenger RNA of Micromonas commoda, 1110 nucleotides long. RefSeq lists its product with no specific name. The transcript has a single exon. NCBI's taxonomy places the organism in Eukaryota, Viridiplantae, Chlorophyta, Mamiellophyceae, Mamiellales, Mamiellaceae. The record is from RefSeq and is a predicted model, not a curated record. Gene Ontology annotation, molecular function: oxidoreductase activity. The coding region runs from base 1 to 1110 and encodes 369 amino acids.